AGCUAUCGCCCUUCUGAGGUGUCCAAAAACCUAUGAACAUAAUUCUUUCUGAUGAAGUUGUUUUUCCCUUACAUUAGUAGUUCGAUGUCUCGGUUUUGUAUCACACAGCCUCGAUCUAGCCAAUCGGUUUAGUCAAUCAAUUUGUGCCCAUAUAAAUCGCAGCGAAUGUUGCGCGACAAACUCAUUUCUUCAGUAACUUAGUCGAGAACACAUUCAGUGCUGUGGUGAACAUUAUUACGAGUGUCAAGUGAUUUUGUAUGAGCAGAUCAAAAUACUUCGUCCAUCAUGAAGAUUUUGAUGAGAGCAGAUACACAUUACAGCAUACAGUACUCCAGUGACUAUGAAAAACCGAAAUAUACAUUUUCACAGGUUUUGGCUGCUGUGGCAGUGUCUAUGGGCUCCAUGAUCAUAGGUUUCUCUUCGGCGUACACCUCUCCAGCCCUCGUGACAAUGAAGAACAGUACUGUUAUUUCAGUCACAGACGAGGAGGCAAGUUGGAUUGGCAGUUUGAUGCCCUUAGCGGCCCUCGCCGGUGGCGUGGUUGGUGGACCAUUAGUCGAUUAUAUUGGCAGACGCAGAACGAUUUUAUUCAUCGCACCCCCUUUUUUUCUCGGUUGGGUUCUAAUAGCUACUGCAAGAGUAAUACAUUUAGUAUUUACUGGACGUGUUGUCUGCGGUCUUUGUGUCGGAGUUGGCUCUCUCGCGUUCCCUGUGUAUCUCGGGGAAACUAUACAACCCGAAGUCCGCGGUACGCUAGGUUUGUUUCCAACCGCUAUUGGUAACAUCGGUAUACUAAUUUGUUAUGCGGCUGGAAAAUACCUUAACUGGUAUGAACUAGCGUAUCUAGGUGCAGCAUUACCAAUUCCCUUUUUUAUUUUAAUGCUUAUGAUCCCAGAAACUCCCCGUUGGUACAUAUCUCGUGGGCGUAAUGAAGAAGCCCGAAAAGCGCUACAAUGGCUUCGAGGCAAGAACGCCAAAAUUGACAAUGAAAUUCGUGACAUAGCCCUAUCAGAUGCAGAAAUGGGUAAAGAAGGCAUAAAACUUAAAGAACUGUUUAGCAUUAAAUAUAUGAGAUCAAUUUUAAUUUGCUUGGGUCUAAUGACGUUUCAACAAUUAUCAGGAAUCAAUGCCGUCAUAUUUUACACGGUUAGUAUAUUUAAAAUGUCAGGUAGUUCCGUGGACGGCAAUUUGGCAACAAUUAUUGUAGGAGUAGUUAAUUUUGUGUCAACCUUCAUUGCUACUGCUCUUAUCGAUCGUGCGGGACGCAAGGUGCUACUCUACAUAUCUUCUGUGACCAUGACCCUUACGUUAGUGGUACUUGGAACUUUCUUUUACGUACAAACUGAUUUACAAAUUGAUGUAUCAGAUUUAGGAUGGAUACCAUUGACUUGUAUUAUGGUUUAUUUAUUAGGCUUUUCCUUAGCUUUCGGCCCUAUUCCAUGGUUGAUGAUGGGUGAAAUUUUACCAGCAAAAAUACGAGGUGGCGCCGCGUCAAUUUGUACGGCAUUUAACUGGUUAUGUACUUUCACGGUUACAAAAACAUUUCACAACAUACUGGUCGGCAUCGGUCCGGCUGGUACAUUUUGGCUAUUUGGGUGCAUUUGUUUCGUGGGUUUAUUCUUCGUGGUAAUAUUUGUCCCAGAAACACGAGGCAAGAGUCUUGAACAGAUAGAGAAUAAGCUCACUGGACGAGCAAGCACAAGAACUCGUAGGAUGAGUUCUAUUGCGAACAUUAAGCCAUUGCCGAGUGGAUGCUGACUUCUAAAGAGACUAAACAUUGGUUGUGAAAUAUUGUUCUUAUUAGGACCAAUCGAUUUCUUAAAUUUUAAAUAAAUUGUUCCCUCCAAUUAUUUCAAUGCAUACUUGUGUAUUUACAGGUAAACAAGCACAAUCAUAGUACCUUUAUUCUUGAUUCGCUUAACACUUAUGUAUCCUACCUCUAACCUCAAACUUAUUAAAAGAAAUACUUAAUACAGAAACAAGAGAGUACAUUAAAUAUAAACAAAUUUCAUUAAAUGAGUCUAAUAAAUUAA
This is a messenger RNA of Helicoverpa zea (corn earworm), 2033 nucleotides long. Its product is annotated as facilitated trehalose transporter Tret1-2 homolog. The coding region runs from base 286 to 1758 and encodes 490 amino acids. The transcript is spliced from 3 exons. Gene Ontology annotation, biological process: transmembrane transport; carbohydrate transport. Gene Ontology annotation, cellular component: membrane. Lineage: Eukaryota; Metazoa; Arthropoda; Insecta; Lepidoptera; Noctuidae. The record is from RefSeq and is a predicted model, not a curated record. Gene Ontology annotation, molecular function: sugar transmembrane transporter activity.